UGUUAGUGUGUGUGAGUGCGUUGGUUGAAGAAGCGAAAUAAUUUGGAAACGAGAAAGAAAAGUGUUUUUUGUUUAUGAAAAGUAAUACAUAGGUAGAAUUAAACUUAUAAUAAUAGUUAAUCACACUGUUGUUGACGAUGGAGGUAUCAAGUGAGCUAAAAGAUGAUAUUCGCAAAACUCAAAAUGAGCUUAAAAACGCGAUUCGAGUUCAUCAGAUGUGGGUUGCGCGUCUGCAUGAAGAUGAAAACAAUAUCAAUUUAAAAUCAAAAGUGAGGGAAGCAGAAAAGGAUAUCAUUUCCAUUGGGCAGAACCAGAAAAGAGUUGUUGACAGACUGAGGAGGGAGCUUGAACUAUACCAGCAUCGACUCAAAGCCAGAAACAAACAAGUCAAUGUGGAAAUAGAUGCCCGCUACAUAGCACAGCAGCUAAGAGAGCACCAGAUGCAAUAUCGGACCAAAAAUAGACCUAUAUCAUUGUUAAAGCCCUCAGUGUUGAAUGAAAUUCACAUAAAAACUGAAAAUACCAAUGGUAGUGCAAGGCCUAAUGAUAUAUCAGAUUCAGAAAAUGAGGGAAAGUCCAUGCAUGAGAAAGAAAACUCCAAUCAUAGUGAGAUAGAGGAUAAGGAGAGAUAUCCUAAGAGUUACCAUCAGAAUGCUGUGCAUGAUAGUCGGAACAAUUUUGCUCAUGCACUGAACAAAGUGAAGGAGUCAUUCAUAGGAGUAAAGCUUCAAGAGAAUGAGUGGCAGACCCGCCUCGGCACAGACUCGGACUCGACUCCUCCUGACAAUAAUGACGACAUGUCUCCGUCCCCAUCCCCACCCCCGCUGCCUCGGCAAGGGGAGCAUGUCUCGCAGGAAGUAUUCCUGAGGUUCAUAGGACUAGUGACUCCGCAGCAGAAAGAAAUAUUAGAGAAGAAGAGGAACGAGCGACGGAAAAGAUCAACUACUAGCACUAAUAAGAAUGACUUUUUAUAUGGAAACUUAGAAAAUAGUGGAAAACGCAAGAAAUAUAACCAGUUCCCGUACUUACAAAGUCACAGUGAUCCUCCACAAACUCGCUCCGCCAAGUUAAGAAAACAACAGAAACAAAGCGAGAACUCCCGCGAAGGCUCCCCAUCAGGCUCGUCGACCGAGGCGCGGGGCUGGCCCAACAAGCCGGCGUGGGCGGCUUCGCUCCCGCCCGGUCUGUCCGUCGAGCCCGUGUUCUCGCCGGGCAAGAAGGCCUGCCACGGGUGUGGGAGGAAUGACGUCCCCUCGCUGCUAGUCCGGUGCAGUUGCGGCGUGUACCUGCACACGGGCUGCGGCGCCGACGGCCACUGCACCAACUGCCAGGCGAGCCUGCCCGACCCGUCGCACUGCGCCGCUUCACCGCAACACGACGCGCAGCUGUUUAGAGCCGACCGUUUUCCAGACAAGCUAGCCGAACGGAAACGCCUGCAAGAGAAGAAUAUCCAGCUAUGCGUCGAACUACGCAAACUCGAGGCGCGCGCUGCGACCCUGAAAGAAAACCUGGAUGACCAUCACAUGGAGAAGAGACAACUGCUCUCCGACCAGAUCAAGACUCAGAGGAACUUGCAGAAGCUUCUAGACUUCAUCAGUCAGUUUAAGGAGACGUCCGUCAGUAUACAGUCGACGUCCAUCAGUGAUACUGGAAGCGAGAUCAGCAAAAGCAAUGAGGAUUGAAGUGGUAGGCAGCUUUUGUCAAGUACCUUUGGAGUCCUGUGCCGUUGAAGAGUCCAGUAGUAGACUGUAGUCCAAUGUAUGUAGUUAUCGAAUUUUAUACUUACCACUUAGCUAAGUUACCUAAUAUAAAAUGUUUUUAACAUAGCCCAAAAUAACCGAAAGUUGCUCCUAUGCGCCAUAACACACAUUUUCUAUUAUAGGUAUAUUUUUUACCAAGUGUUUGGCGUGAAGGGAGGAAUAAAGUACUGAUAUUAAGUUCUUAGUUAAAAGAAUGAUGAGGCUCCAUAUCCGAUCCUGGAUUUCAGGAGCUAGAACAAUUUACGCUGAGGCUUGUAGUGCAUAUAAGAAAAGCUCUGACAUCAUUUUCAAUUACGCAGGCAGACUGCUUUUAAGUAUCAGCUGAAAGACCUAUGAAUUAAUAAUAUGCGUGUAUGAAUUUGAUGGCGCAUUGUCAUCAGAAAUGGAUUUGAUAAAGCAUUUAAAUCACUACAUUUUCUAAUCGGGAUAUCCUUGAAUGGGAGACAGACUGGAAGUCGUUCAAAGGUUUUUACACAUUAGUAAUGCAACUGACAGGCAGUGCUAUAAGCUAUAAGUUUUUGUCUUAUUAAUGCAGGGAUAGCUUUUUAAAGUACCCUUCGUCCUCUUAGAAAAGCAUGCCAGAGCAGUUCUUAUAAUAAUAGCACUACAUAUUACCUAAAUCUAAUCAUAAUACACAGCUUAGUAAAAAAAAUAUAUAAGCGAAAUAAUAAAUUAGAUCAAAUUGAAAAUGUGAGUUUAAUCACAUCCGAAAUGAUUGAAUUAUUUUAGUUUUUUAAAGCAAUUAAUGGAUUAAGUAACUACUUUUACGUUUUUUUUUCGAAUAGGAAUCACAAUUUUUAUUUUGGGUCUUUAUCUUCACAUAUUUUUUUUACUGUCGUUUAAGUUUAGUGUCUACAUUGUAAUCAAUUUCUUUCUGUUCCAUAAUACAUAAUUAUAAUUUAUAUUUUAUCAUAAAUUAUCAUUAACAUUAUUAAUACUUAAAUUAGAUUAGGAUGCACGUAUGUAUGUUUGAAUAAGUUACUAAAAUCAAAUUUAGAAAUCAAUUUAAUUGCCAAAAGAAGUGUUCAGUAUUGAUUCCUAAUAAAUGUAGAAGGUACUUACGUCUUGUCAUAAUUUUAAGUAAUUUUAAGGUUUUCCUAUACCUAAGUGUUUGCUAAGUUUCUAAAUCGUAGCUCGAAUCGUAAAUGUUAAUUUUUAAUUCUUCUCUGUGAUAUGAUUAAGUUGAUCUUUUUCGAAGUAACAUAAGCAUCGUCGUAGCAUAAAAUUUAACCAGGGUUGUUAAUAAAUAGCCAUGAUUUGUAUACAAAACA
This is a messenger RNA of Plutella xylostella (diamondback moth), 3031 nucleotides long. The record is from RefSeq and is a predicted model, not a curated record. NCBI's taxonomy places the organism in Eukaryota, Metazoa, Arthropoda, Insecta, Lepidoptera, Plutellidae.